Messenger RNA from Marmota flaviventris (yellow-bellied marmot), 600 nucleotides. The record is from RefSeq and is a predicted model, not a curated record. Lineage: Eukaryota; Metazoa; Chordata; Mammalia; Rodentia; Sciuridae.
AUGGUCCAUAUCCAACAGGUAGAACCUGGCCUCCAGAGUGGGUUCUCUGGCCAAAAGAGGAAGAGGGAGUGCUCAUCUGAUUCACAGGAGGAACUAGAGGAUCUGGAUCCUGAGCCUAAGCACCCCUGGGAUGUGGAGACACUGUGUGGGCUCGAGAUGACGUUAAAGAGACAGCGUGUGUACCUGGUGCAACCAGAGCACCAUGAAGUCUUUGCCAGGCUGCUAGAGGAUCCUGUUGUCAAAAGAUUCCUGGCCUGGGACAAGAAGCUGAGGGUGUCUGACAAGUACCUCCUGUCUAUGGUCAUAGCUUAUUUUAGCCGGGCUGGCCUCUUCUCCUGGCAGUACCAACGAAUCCACUUCUUUCUGGCUCUCUACCUGGCCAAUGAUAUGGAAGAGGACAACCAGGCUCCUAAACAAGGCAUCUUUCAUUUCCUCUACGGGAAGAGCCACGCCCAGCGUCCCUUGUUCCACAAGCUACGCUAUCAGUUCAUCCGUUCCAUGGGCUGGAACACUUGGGUUUCCAGGGAGGAGUGUGAGGAGAUUCAAACUUACAAUCCGGAACUCUGGGUGUGGGGCCGAGAUCGUACCCUCAAUCCCUAG